AUGGCAUCUACAAGCUACGAAUACUCAUCAACUGCAGCGGCUGCGAAUAUACGUGGACCAGUAUCGGCCAUCACGGAAGAAGAAGUUCGAAUCGCCAUAAGGAAAACAAAGAACGGCAAGGCAACAGGUCCAGACGACAUCUUGAACGAGUUCUGGAAGAUGUGCGGACAACCAGGAAUACCGAUAUGGAAAAAUGGCGAUAUAGCUGACUGUUCCACAUACUGGCCGAUACGACUUACGAGCGAUAUGCUGAAGAUAUUAGAAAGGGUACUAGAGACGAGGCUCGAGACAUCGUAG
Molecule: messenger RNA, 297 nt
Organism: Cylicostephanus goldi
Lineage: Eukaryota; Metazoa; Nematoda; Chromadorea; Rhabditida; Strongylidae
Source: the annotation of a GenBank genome assembly